AUGGGACAAUCUAUUCAAAGUAAUGACACUACUUGUAUUUUACACUUGACAACUAUCAAUCAUUUUCAUCAACCAAACUACCUUACAUUACAGGGUUUUUUCCUAUUUGGUAAAAUCAAAUCAACAGAAGGCGACGAUCAAUCCAGACUAUCAGAAAAUUCAAAUAUACGACGAGCAUCAUCACCUCACAAUCUACAACAUCAACUAUCUUCUCACAGGGAUCAGAGUGAGAGCAGUGGACAUGGUGAACGUAAACGUAUUCAACGUAGUGCUUCAUCAUCAAGUACAGAUAGUUCAAGAUCAGACCGUGCUCGUAACGUAGUUACUGAUCGAGUUGAAGGUCCAACAGUAACAACUACACAUCAAACACAAUCUGCUGAAGGUGGUAAAGUUUACGGAGGACCUAUAGUUACAUCACAUGGAGGAACUACUGGUGCAGCGCAUAUCGUGAGUGGUGGUUCAUUUGGACAUACUGUUAGCGGUGAACGAAGAAAAGGCCGUUUUCGACAAGAAGUUAUUCGAUUACCUGAGCAACAUCAAGGACAAGUACGUCAAGUCCGGCGUCGUUUACCAACUCCUGAACCUGAUACACUCGAACGAGUUUACAUUCAACGUACAGGAGGUGAAAUUAUAGAAGAAAUUACAGAAGUUCCAACAACACCACCACCAGUUGUUAAAGAACGAAAUGUUGUUGAACCAGCUGGACCACCACAAGUGUUUAAACGUGUGAUUCGUGUACCACCAAGAGGUGGUGCGUACGGUGGUCAUUUUCAAUCACAAGGUGCUAAUGUUCAAUACAGUGAUAAUCUAUUAAAUGCAGGAGGUUAUAACGCUGCUCAACAGGUUACUCAUGGUUAUCCACAACCGGCUGCUACAACCUAUACAGGUGGAUAUGGUGGAACAGCUACUGCUGCUGCUGCUCCUUAUAGCACCAUUGGUAGUGGUUUUGGUUCUCUUGGUGGUGGUUUUGGUUCUCUUGGUGGUGGUUUUGGUUCUCUUGGUGGCGCUUUUGGUUCUCUUGGUAGUGGUUUUGGCUCUGUUGGUAGUGGCUAUCAACAACGAGCACCUCUCAUGUUUAGUGUUGGUGGUAGUGGUAGUUCGUCUCAGCCUAUGCCAGGAAUUGGUUGUCAACCUGCUUUCUGUUUUUAUAUUUGA
Messenger RNA from Rotaria sordida, 1155 nucleotides. The record is from the annotation of a GenBank genome assembly. NCBI's taxonomy places the organism in Eukaryota, Metazoa, Rotifera, Eurotatoria, Philodinida, Philodinidae.